UUAGUGUUGUAUUCGACUCUUCUUUUACACGACAAAGUUAAAAUUUUUGUUUUCUUCUGAUUGGUAAUUUACUCUCUAGUCACUCUUAUCCCAGUACCCUCUAUUUCGUUUUGCUGCUGUGGUUCUCUCUGACCUUUUCUUGGAUGUCCUGAGAAGAAGAUGAGGUUUUUACUAUGGUGCUGGUUGUGGGGAUGGUUAAUGGUGGGAGAAAGAGUAAUGGGGUCAACCGAUAAGAGUUCAGAUGAAAGAAAUCUUGACAAGACACCUACAUGGGCGGUGGCCGGAGUUUGUGCUGUCAUCAUCAUCAUUUCUAUUCUGUUGGAGAUGGUUCUUCACAAACUGGGAACGUGGUUCACAGAAAGGCACAAGAGAGCUCUGUUCGAAGCCUUGGACAAGGUUAAAGCUGAGCUGAUGGUUCUUGGCUUCAUUUCGCUGAUCCUCACUUUUAGCCAGAUCUACAUUGCCAAAAUAUGUAUCCCUACAAACCUUGCGAAUACCAUGUUGCCUUGCAAAGCUGAUGGUAAGCAGGACACCAGUGAGAGCAGUGAAGAAGAACACCGUCGAAGACUCUUGUCGUUCGAGCAUCGAAUUUUGUCAGGUGGUGCUGAGCCAAAUGUUAGAAAAUGCAAGGAGGAUCAUGUACCGCUUAUAUCCACUGAAGGAUUGCAUGAGCUACACAUCCUCAUAUUCUUUUUGGCAGUCUUUCAUGUUUUGUAUAGCUUUGUUACUAUGAUGCUUGGGAGACUAAAGAUCCGUGGCUGGAAGGUAUGGGAGCAGGAAACUUCGACACAUGACUAUGAGUUUUCCAAUGAUCCUUCCAGAUUCAGGCUUACUCACGAGACAUCUUUCGUGAAAGCCCACACCAGCUUUUGGACUAGGAUACCCUUCUUCUUUUACAUUGGAUGCUUCUUUCGACAGUUUUUUAGGUCUGUUGGGAGGGCAGACUACUUGACAUUACGGAAUGGAUUCAUCGCUGUUCAUUUAGCUCCCGGAAGUAAGUUUAACUUCCAAAAAUAUAUCAAAAGAUCCUUAGAGGAUGACUUCAAGAUUGUUGUAGGAGUAAGUCCAGUGCUGUGGGCAUCUUUUGUGAUCUUCUUGCUGAUAAAUGUCAGAGGGUGGCAAGCUUUAUUUUGGGGUUCCGUAAUUCCUGUCAUUAUUAUCUUAGCUAUCGGGACGAAGCUUCAAGCAAUCCUGACAAAGAUGGCUCUUGAAAUUACAGAACGGCAUGCUGUUGUGCAAGGAAUACCUCUCGUACAGGGUUCUGACAAAUAUUUUUGGUUCGGUCGACCGGAAUUAAUUCUUCAUCUGAUUCAUUUUGCAUUGUUCCAGAAUGCAUUUCAAAUAAUUUAUUUCUUGUGGAUAUGGUACUCAUUUGAGCUGAAAUCUUGCUUUCAUGCUAGUAUCAAGCUUGCCAUAAUAAAGGUUUCUUUGGGGGUCGGUGUUUUAUGUUUGUGCAGCUACAUCACCCUUCCGCUAUACGCCCUAGUAACUCAAAUGGGUUCCGGCAUGAAAAAGUCCAUCUUUGAUGAGCAAACAACCAAGGCGCUUAAGAGGUGGCAUUUGGCUGCAAAAAACAGGCAUCGGAAGGGAGGAAAGUCUCCCACUAGAAUCACCCUGGGUGGAAAUGCAAGCACAGUUUCUCCUGCACCUGCUUCGGGACGCACACUUCAUCGAAGCAAAACUACUGGUCACUAUUCGUACGCCUAUGAAGAUCCCCCUUCUGAUGUUGAAGCUGAACCAUUGUCACCCAUGUCGCCUUCCAAUUUGAUUAUGAGUGCAGACUACGACGAGCAAAGAACUGAAACAAGUGAAUCUCAGCAUAGAGAAGUGAAAAUGAAGAUUUCUCCUUUGUCAAGCCUGCUCCAUUGAGAUAAGGACCAUGAACGAAGUGGGGUAGCAUUCAGAUGCCGAGUGUGGCAAAGACUUCUAAAAUAAUU
This is a messenger RNA of Hibiscus syriacus, 1937 nucleotides long. Its product is annotated as MLO-like protein 8. Gene Ontology annotation, biological process: defense response. The transcript is spliced from 15 exons. Lineage: Eukaryota; Viridiplantae; Streptophyta; Magnoliopsida; Malvales; Malvaceae. Gene Ontology annotation, cellular component: membrane. The record is from RefSeq and is a predicted model, not a curated record. Bases 160 to 1869 code for a protein of 569 amino acids.